AUGGGUAUAACAUGUUCUUAACCCAAAAAAGCAACUUUGACUCUCACAACAACACAAGAUGAGGAAGAUCCAAAUUAUGAAAUCAAGAAAUUGUUGAGUGAAGAAAGAAUAACAAAACUUAGAAAAACAUUUCCACGUCCCACAAAAACCUAUGAAUCCUAUUUCCUUAGUUAAAUUAAUAAUGAUAACACAAUGA
Molecule: messenger RNA, 196 nt
Organism: Paramecium octaurelia
Lineage: Eukaryota; Ciliophora; Oligohymenophorea; Peniculida; Parameciidae
Source: the annotation of a GenBank genome assembly